Messenger RNA from Moneuplotes crassus, 1898 nucleotides. NCBI's taxonomy places the organism in Eukaryota, Ciliophora, Spirotrichea, Euplotida, Euplotidae. The record is from the annotation of a GenBank genome assembly.
AUGAAUCAGUUUCAAACUAAUCCUAUUCCACAAUACUACAGAGGAAUUGGAGAUAAGGAGAAUAUUUAUAAAGGGUGUAACCCCCAGCCUCACAAUCAGAAGAGCAAUAAAAGGUUUCAGGGGGGAAAGAAAAAGGAAUUUUCUCCUAAGAAUUCUUUAAAAGACAUAAACAUUUGUACAAAUUUUCAAAUUCAGGAAGGAAAUUAUACUGAUGAAAAUACAAAGUUUCGGGUAGCGAAACUGGAAAAUAAAGAGAUUGAAAAUUUUUACAGCCAAAAUCAGACUGGCAGUACUACCUCAAAUUCUACAAAAGCAGCAUCUUUGUUCGAGAAGCUGAACUCGGUAUUCAAAGCUCAAGUUGAUUACACUAAUAAUCCCAAGCCUAAAAGAGACAGAAGUAACCCUCGUUGGGAUGACAGGAAAUAAAGUUGAAAGAAUAGUUCUGAAGCAAAACAUAGCAAUACAAGAAGGAAGGUUUGAUCCAGUUCAGUAUUUUGGAGGAUAUACACCUGAAGAAGUUGGCACAGGGAUCAUUAGAAAAGUUAUUUCUCAAAUAUUCCAUCCUCCUGAAGAGCCAAGAAGUAGUGAUCCUUCUCCAGAUGUUGAUAAAGAAUUCAGUAAUAUAAUCCCUAAAAUGAAUAAAACCAAGGCUUCGCACUCUCAAGCAGAGCUGGAUCCUGCAAAAUGUCCUAGCAUGGCUGAAAUUUCAAACUCUCUCCAGUCAAGCCAGUCUCGUAUAAACCAGUUGGUUAAUAAUUUGCAAAGUUUGAAAUGCUCAAUGAAUCCAAAGGAUAAGGCUAAAUGAGGACCAUCUCAGACAAACUCUUACCUCAACUAUAACAAUCCUAAGUUUAAAUAAAGUCAAGAAGCAUAAAUCUGCUCUUUGGAGUAACACAGAAAGGAGCAAUAAUGGCAAGAAGGUCCGACAAAAUUGGGUUGGGGAGUACUCCAAAGAGAUUUCCAGUUCUAUUCAUCAGUUGAAGAGCAUCUCUUCUCUUUGUAAACACACCAUCAGCCAUUCAAACCAUGAUUCCUUGUAUAAGAAUAUAUCAAGGAAAAUUGACUCCAAGAAAUUCAAGACAAAGCUGAAAUUGUGAGGCUCAAACGACAAAUCAGGCUAUUCCAAGGAUGCCAAGAAAUUGCUAGGGGAGACUUCAAAGAACUGCCUUACUAUUGCCAAUGAGUUCAGAACGGAGAGACCACUGAAGAAAGUCUCUCAUAACUCGAACAAAUGCAGUAAAAAUUCUAGCUACUCCAGGCUUAAGAAUGGUCCUUCCUUUAUGAAAGAAGGACAGAGUUACCAUACUCUCUUUGAGUUGGAGAGGAAUAAGUAUCAGGAAUAUCUGGACAAACCUAUGAAAAGAUUCUUGCCAUCUGGAAGAGAAACCCCAGUCAAUGAUAAAAAUCAGAGACUAGGAGCUCUCAAGUCCAGGAUUGAAUGAGCUAAAGCUAAGAUUAAGUCUUCUACCUCUGUCACAAGCUUUGAGAAAAAUUUCAUGCGGAAUAAAUCAAGAAGCAAGAAGAAAGCAACAGACCAAGCUCCUGAUGGUAGACUUUCAAAAAGUACAAAGAGGUCAAAGACUCGAUCUAAAAGUAAACAUUCUAGAUCAAAGCAAAGAAUUAAGAGCAAAUCAAAACAACAUCUACAUCCUCUAAGUCACCGAACGAACUCGGUUGACCAUCAGAGCAUCAAUUCGACAUUAGAUUUUGUAAAUAAGAUGAAGAAAGAUCUCAAAAAACUAAACCCUUCGAAAUUGUCAAGGUACUUCAAAAAGUGAAAAUCCAAAGCUACCAAAAACUUGCAGAUGAAGAAUACUACUAGCUUUAGAAAAGGAGGGAAAAACAAACUUGGGUUUGGACAAAGAACAAGCUCUAUCGACCUUCAGAUAUUCAGAUAA